Pistacia vera is the source of this 647-nucleotide messenger RNA. RefSeq lists its product as uncharacterized. Bases 27 to 584 code for a protein of 185 amino acids. The transcript is spliced from 3 exons. The record is from RefSeq and is a predicted model, not a curated record. NCBI's taxonomy places the organism in Eukaryota, Viridiplantae, Streptophyta, Magnoliopsida, Sapindales, Anacardiaceae.
UUGAAAUUCGAAAAUCAGCAGAGGAAAUGGAGAGAGCGAGAAAGAUAAAAAGAGCGAAAGUAAACGGGAAGUCGUCGUCGUCCUCAGCUUCUCCGGAAAGUCCAGACCGGUCUCCUAAAUCAAACAAAACAACUUCGGCUUCAGCGUCCAAACACAAAAGCGGUUACAAGUAUAAGAAGCCAAUAGCCUCCGCUCUCAUUCUGUCUCCAUCGCCACCACCAGCUCCUAUGAAUUUCGGUAAUAAAACCCUAAGCAACAUAUCAGAUCUGAAGGAAAUGGCGUCUUCGCGUUUGGAUGAUCUGAAACGCAAUCUCAUCGAACGUUCUCACUCUGAGAUUCUUAAGGAUCUCGAAGCUUCUCAUUCUCGUCUCCACAAACGUUUCAAGAUUCAGACACAAACAUGCCAGCAAAUGAUGGAUGAAGCAGAGAAGGAAUACAAGAAGAUGACAGAAAGAAUUAACAAAAGUCAGGAAGCAAUGAAGGCUUCAUAUGUAGAGAUCAUGGAGGAUGCACAAGCCACUGCUUCUAGUAGUAAUAUUUUAUUGCUUCUUUUGUUUAUAUUUGAAUAUUUUUUGCUAAUAUGAAGCUCUAUGUGUCCUAUACUGAGAAGUGACACUGUUUGGAUGAUAAUUUUAGUUUGAAAUGUU